AGCACUGAUUGGUUCAGAUUUUAGUCGCAUCUAAAUUGCGUCAAGCUCCGUUGCUUCAACACGUUUUACAUUUGCCGAUAGUCGUCCACUUCUUGAGGUAAUCAUGGCGAAGAAUAAACAAAAAGGCAAAAAGCAGCAGAAUGUUUUCCGAGUGGCCAACAAACAGACAAAACAAAAGAAUAAGGCAAAACCUGUCACUUCAACUCUCAAACACAUCAAUAAAGUGAAGAAUGAGAAGGUGGAGAACCUGAAUAAAAUAUUUACAGAGGUCCAACAGGAUGUCAGAAGUGUAUCGAAAUGCACUGCUCCAGUGCCCAGAAAGCCAACACCGGUUGUCCGUGAAGCCCCGAAAGAGUCUGCGAAUGUGGACGGCGCUGCCCAGCUGUUCUCUCAGCUAUAGUGCGGAAUGGCUGCAUGAAAUGAAAUCUAGUUACAAUUCGAACAUUCCACACUGCCCCAUUCACAUAAGGGGCAUCAUCUCCAAUUUGUGUAGAAUGUAAUAUGACUAAUAUCAUAUGAUGACAAUAUGUAAAUAUGGUGAUAUUAAAAAAAAAGUGUGCAGAUAUUCGAAGAAUGUAAAGGAUGAAUUUGUGAGAGGUUGACACAUGCUGUAAAAUGAUAGAUUCCCUGUUGGAUACAUCUGUCAAAUAUAAUGAUCAACAACC
Salvelinus namaycush (lake trout) is the source of this 665-nucleotide messenger RNA. It is a transcript of the gene rbis, whose product is annotated as ribosomal biogenesis factor. The record is from RefSeq and is a predicted model, not a curated record. NCBI's taxonomy places the organism in Eukaryota, Metazoa, Chordata, Actinopteri, Salmoniformes, Salmonidae. The transcript has 4 exons. The coding region runs from base 104 to 400 and encodes 98 amino acids. Gene Ontology annotation, cellular component: nucleolus. Gene Ontology annotation, biological process: ribosome biogenesis.